Molecule: messenger RNA, 987 nt
Organism: Tripterygium wilfordii
Lineage: Eukaryota; Viridiplantae; Streptophyta; Magnoliopsida; Celastrales; Celastraceae
Product: peroxiredoxin-2F, mitochondrial
Exons: 5
Coding region: 137-742 (201 amino acids)
Biological process (GO): hydrogen peroxide catabolic process; cell redox homeostasis; cellular response to oxidative stress
Cellular component (GO): mitochondrion; cytoplasm
Molecular function (GO): thioredoxin peroxidase activity
Source: RefSeq, a predicted model, not a curated record
UACUCUCCAAUCGCCGCCAUACCAUUACCAACCAAUACGAUUCGCGUUCUCGGAUUUCUGGAAUCAGCGUAGACCAGGAAGACGAGAGAGACAGUAAUCAAGUCAGAGCAAGUAGAAGCUGUGCAGCGUAAGAGCCAUGGCAUCUGUGAUUCUGAAACGUACAAGCUCCUCUGUUCUGAAGUCAAUGGUGGAUGGUUUUCGAAUCGGGGCAUCGUAUAGGGGCUACGCGAAGCUUGCAGUUGGGAACGACAUAGUCUCGGCCGCACCUGAUGUCUCGCUCCAGAAGGCUCGGACCUGGGACGAAGGUGUCUCCUCGGAAUUCUCUACCACGCCAUUGAAGGACAUAUUCAAGGGCAAGAAAGUCGUCAUAUUUGGCCUCCCUGGUGCACACACUGGAGUUUGUUCAGCGCAACAUGUGCCUAGUUACAAGAACAACAUUGAUAAGUUCAAAGCUAAGGGAAUCGAUUCUGUGAUAUGCGUGGCUGUUAAUGAUCCUUAUGUUAUGAAUGGGUGGGCAGAGAGACUUCAAGCAAAAGAUGUUAUUGAAUUUUAUGGGGACUUUGAUGGGAAAUUCCACAAGAGCUUGGAGUUGGAUAAAGAUCUUUCUGUUGGUUUGCUAGGACAUCGCUCUCAAAGGUGGUCAGCAUAUGUGGAUGAUGGGAAGGUUAAGGUCCUUAAUGUGGAGGAAGUGCCUUCUGACUUCAAGGUUUCAGGUGGCGAGGUUAUUCUGGGACAGAUCUAAAGCUGCUUUGGUUCUGUUUAAGCGAUGACAAUCUAGACAAGUGAUUAGUUAGUCUUUUGUCAAACCACAAAGCUAUCUAGCUGAAUAAGAGAUGAAUGAAGAGUGUCUCCAGCGUUUCAUAUGCUAAUACUGUGAUUCCCUGGCGAUGUCAUCCCAAAGUUUUUUUUUUCUCUCUUCAGACGGAAUAAAUUUUAUUGAUAUAUUUUUACGAAUAAGUUAAGAUAUAGUCAUUGUGUUGAAUUUCC